GAAAGAGCAGGAGCUAGGGUCCAGAGAGAACCCCCGCUCCCAUCCCAAUAGUUGAGAAGAUCCAGAAGUUUGGAGGGAGGGGAGGAGGGAAGGAGGUGUGGGGUCACCUUUGGGACUCGACCCUACAGCUCCAGGAAAGGCCAGAUGUCCUCAUCACCGAGCUGAGAAGCUGAGGAGAGCCAAGUCGCAGCCAUGGAGAAAUCGAGACAGCAGUGGCGCAACCCCCUGCAGUUCCUGCUGGCCUGCAUCUCCUACGCCGUGAGCCUGGGCAACGUGUGGCGCUUCCCCUACCUGUGCCAGAUGUAUGGAGGAGGUAGUUUUCUGGUCCCCUAUGUGAUCAUGCUCCUCCUGGAGGGAAUGCCGCUCAUGUACCUGGAGCUAGCCGUCGGACAGCAUAUGCGUCAAGGAAGCAUCGGAGCCUGGAGGACCAUCAGCCCCUACCUCGGUGGUGUUGGCAUCGCUAGCAUGGUGGUCACGUUCUUCGUCUCCAUGUAUUACAACAUCAUCAAUGCCUGGGGAUUCUGGUACCUCUUCCACUCCUUCCAGGACCCCCUGCCGUGGUCCGUGUGCCCGCUGAAUGGAAACCGCACAGGCUACGAGGAGGAGUGUGAGAAGGCCUCAUCCACGCAGUAUUUCUGGUACAGGAAAACCCUCAACAUCUCGCCGUCCAUCCAGGAGAACGGGGCCAUGCAGUGGGAGCCUGCGCUGUGCCUCAUCCUGGCCUGGCUGAUGGUGUAUCUGUGCAUCCUGCGGGGCACUGAAUCUACUGGCAAGGUCUUCUAUUUGACCGCCUCACUGCCCUCCUGCGUGCUCCUCAUCUACCUAGUCAGGGGCCUCAUGCUCCACGGAGCCAUCAACGGCCUGCUGUAUCUGUUCACUCCCAAGAUUGAGCAACUGGUCAACCCCAAGGCCUGGAUCAACGCAGCCACACAAGUCUUCUUCUCUCUGGGCCUGGGGUUUGGUAGCCUCAUCGCCUUUGCAAGCUACAACGACCCCGCCAACAACUGCCAGAAACACGCCAUCAUCGUGUCCCUCAUCAACGGCUCUACCUCCAUCUUCGCCAGCAUCGUGACCUUCGCCAUCUACGGUUUCAAGGCCACCUUCAACUAUGAGGAUUGCCUAAGCAAGGUGAUUUUACUGCUGACCAAUUCUUUUGACCUUGAAGAUGGCUCUCUGACAGCCAGCAACCUAGAGCAAGUGAAGAACUACCUUGCCUCCACUUACCCAAGCAAAUACAGCCAAGUGUUCCCACACAUGAAGAACUGCAGCUUAGAGUCGGAGCUGGACACGGCUGUCCAGGGCACAGGCCUGGCCUUCAUCGUCUAUACGGAGGCCAUUAAAAACAUGGACAUGUCCCAGCUGUGGUCCGUGCUCUUCUUCUUCAUGCUGUUGAUGCUGGGCAUAGGGAGCAUGCUGGGAAACGCAACAGCCAUCAUCACCCCCCUGACGGACAGCCAGGUCAUUUCCAGACAUCUGCCCAAGGAGGUCAUCUCAGGUCUGGUGUGCUUCAUCAACUGUGCCGUCGGCCUGGUGUUCACCAUGGAGGCGGGGAGCUACUGGUUUGACAUGUUCAAUGACUACUCGGCCACGCUGUCUGUGCUGCUCAUCGCCCUGGUGGAAACCAUCGCCGUGUGCUACGUGUACGGGUUGAGGAGAUUUGAAAGUGACCUGCAGGCCGCCACGGGCUUCGCGCUCAACUGGUACUGGAAGGCCACGUGGGCCUGCGUGACCCCGCUGCUCAUCGUCGGCCUCUUUCUCUUUUACCUGAGUGACUACAUCCUCACGGGGACCCUACAGUACCAAGCUUGGGAUGCCAUGCAGGGGCAGCUGGUGAGCAAGGAUUAUCCCCCGCACGCACUGGCUAUCAUCGGGCUGCUGGUGGCCUCCUCCGCUAUGUGUAUCCCGCUGGGGGCCCUAGGGACUUGGGUCAUGCACCGAUUCAAGAGGGGAGACCAGAGUCAGGGAUCGCUCACCCUCACACAGCUACUGCCCAGAAGUGGGUGAUCCGUGGCUGUUUUUCUUCAGAAGGAACUCAGAAGCCUGUCAGCUUCCUGUGUCUGUAAAGAAACAUGAGUUACUCUAUUUUUGAAGCUGGUAAAAAGUUACCUAGGGUCAACGUGAUGCUUUAGUCUGUCCCUUCCCUGGCCUCAUAAUUUACAUUCGUGUUGCCACAAUUCACAAUGAUAUUCACCAUCCGCAAUUACAGUGGUAAUACAAUGUGUUGCACAUAUCCACUAUGACAUAAGUUCUCUCUGGUUCUUGCAAACUUCCCAAAGAGUUGGAUCUUUCUAAAUACUCUCCUUGGGCCAACAAUAAAACCGGUCUCAAAAAAGAAA
This is a messenger RNA of Dipodomys spectabilis (banner-tailed kangaroo rat), 2336 nucleotides long. Its product is annotated as sodium- and chloride-dependent transporter XTRP3A-like. Gene Ontology annotation, cellular component: plasma membrane. Bases 193 to 2004 code for a protein of 603 amino acids. The transcript is spliced from 11 exons. The record is from RefSeq and is a predicted model, not a curated record. Gene Ontology annotation, molecular function: L-proline transmembrane transporter activity. Lineage: Eukaryota; Metazoa; Chordata; Mammalia; Rodentia; Heteromyidae. Gene Ontology annotation, biological process: sodium ion transmembrane transport.